GAGCUGGCAUUGUAAAUUUGACAAUACAUUCAAACAUGGCACCUUAUGUUAGUUUUUUUUGACAUUUGGUGAAGCAGAAGGAGCCGAACUGAAAAGUUAGUAGAAUCGACCAAACAGUUAUGCGUGGUACGGUUUUUGCAAAUUGUUUUCUUGUAAAGUAUAUAAUAUAGAGAUAAAAAAAUAAUGUUUUAAAUAGUGUAAAAGAAUAGGCUGAAGGUAGUUUAAACGCGUGAAAGAAUUACGACAAGAAAUUUAGUAAAUUUUACAUUUUGCGCGUCGGUGGUGAAAUUAUUUCUUAGCUUCUGCAUAAAUAAUGACUACCAAAAAAGCGUGUGAAGAGGUAAAGCAAUGUGUACAACAAAAAUUUUCCGAUAUACGUGCAUGUCUGGACAUGCGAGAGAAAUUGUUGUUGCGUCAAUUAGACGUCAUUGCUCAGCAAAUGGAGCGCAGUAAUUUAAAUGGCGCUGCAGCUGCGUAUAUUUUAGAUGCAAAAACUGCAACUAAUGAAAAUGAUUUCCUAUUUCUUGUGGAAAAUGAAGACGAACUACUAGCAGCGAUACGUUCCUUUGGGCGGUUUCAUUUAGAUAAUGUAAAUCUUGCACUACAAGAUUUAUAUCUUAAACAAGAAGACUAUAUAACACCCACCAAUGAUCAUGAAACUAUGUACAAAUGUUUACAACAGAAUGGUAAUGUUGAUGAUAUACCAGUCGUGUUAGAAGAUGAAGAACAACCAACUUCAAUAGUUGUUGAUUUUUCCAAAAAUAAAUCACUUAUAGAGCACAAUGCCAAAAACAUGAAUGAAUCUAUUAUUAAUAUAACAUUAGCAGAAGCUAAAGAACUGAUAAGAAAAGCAAAAAACAAACGUGAGCAACCAGUACCACCAUUAAAUUUAGAAGAACUUAACGAUGAGCUGGAAUCAUCGAUUGCUGAAGCUGUGUCAAGUCUAGCACGAGAAUCACCAGAAAAUACAAAAUUUUCACAAACUAGCUUGGACAAAAAAUACAAAAAAAGUCGCUUCCAACCAAAAAUUACUAUUAACAAUUGUAAUGGUACAAUAAAUCUACGCAAUAUAUCCAAUCUAACUAUUAAUUGUGCUAGUGAGGAUGCCGUUAACGCUGAUAUACCUCUGCAGCAAGAAGCAUCACAGAAUAAUGAAAAUGAUGCAGAAAAUGUAACUACUACAGAUUUUUCGAAAAAUACUAAUAGUACAAAUAAUUCUAAGCAAUCAAGUAUUUCGAAUUCUGUAACUAAAACAAACUAUAUGGAAACUAGUUCUACUGGUGAUACUACACCUACCACCACAACUGGUUCGAACUCAAACUAUUCCAGUAAUGCAAGCUCACGUUCACAAUCGAGAAAACAGAAAAAAUCACAACAAAAUCUAACAGAUAGUUAUGCAACUAGUAGUUUCAUAAGCAACGUUACAUCACAAGCAAACACAAAUUCCAAAACUUCUUAUCCAAAUGCUGUUCCACACGUUGAUGAUGAUGACGAUGAUGAUGUAGAUAAUCGUGAUGUAACAUGCGAUUUUUAUAAUCGCUUACUCAACGAAAUCAAAAACAGUUUAAAGGAAAAAACAAAGCAACGUGUUGUGGACAAUUCACAAUAUUUAAUUAGUUCCAGUCGUAGUGUUCAAUCAGCAGCAGCAGACUCCACAUCGGAUGCAAAUUCGAAUGCUACAAGUGUUACCACAACGAAAUGUAACACUAGUACCGGUCCAACAAGCACACAACCUGGCAGGCGUUUGGUUUUGAAAAAUUUUGAAAAUCUACGAAUUGUGCUGGAAGCAAAUAGCGAUGAAGAAACAUUUCAUCCGGUACAAAUCGAGCAAUGGUUAGCGGAAAUUAUAUCAGAAACUGAUUUGGAACCCAUGCCAAAUACAGAUAUACUGGAGCACAGCAAAAUACAUACUGAAGACACUUAAAAAGUUAUAUUUAGAUGACAAUUGAAACGUAUCAACUUAUAAGAUCCUUAUAUUUAAGGUAAUUUAGAUAAUAAGUUAUAAAUUUCCACCGAAUAUCCUUUUAGAAAUUAUAUAUAAACAUUUUAUAGCG
Teleopsis dalmanni is the source of this 2054-nucleotide messenger RNA. RefSeq names its product probable cyclin-dependent serine/threonine-protein kinase DDB_G0292550. The record is from RefSeq and is a predicted model, not a curated record. The coding region runs from base 314 to 1924 and encodes 536 amino acids. Lineage: Eukaryota; Metazoa; Arthropoda; Insecta; Diptera; Diopsidae. The transcript has 2 exons.